UAUAAUCUCUCCGCUUCUCUCUCUCCGUCGAAUCUUGCGAAGAACAAGGCUUCAAAUGCCGCAUUUUAUCCUCAUCAUCACUAUAUUAUCCAUUUCAAUUCUUUCUAUAUUUCAACCAUCAUCAUCUCUAAAGAUCGGUGAAACAUGUUCUAUGGACGGCAACCAAUGCGACGCCGGAUUGCGGUGUGGCACAUGCCCGGCUAGUGGCAAUACCCGUCCCAGAUGCACUCGGAUCCAACCGAUCAGUCCUACUUCGAAGGUGAAUGGGCUUCCGUUUAAUCGGUAUUCAUGGCUAACGACACAUAAUUCGUAUGCGCUUUCGGGUUCUAAAUCCCCUAGUGGGUCUCCGGUGCUUGGCCCGGCUAACCAGGAAGAUGAUGUAUCGUCGCAACUACGUAAUGGUGUUCGAGGGCUAAUGCUGGAUAUGUAUGACUUCAAUAACGACAUCUGGAUGUGUCAUUCCUUCGGUGGCAGAUGCUACAACAUAACAGCAUAUCAACCAGCGAUCAAUGUGCUAAGAGAGGUUCAAAAGUUUUUAGAAGCAAAUCCUAGAGAAAUUGUCACCCUUUUCAUCGAGGAUUAUGUCACAUCCCCAGAUGGAUUGAACAAAGUUUUUAGUGCAUCUGGCCUCACCAGAUACAUGUUUCCGGUGAGUCAGAUGCCCAAAGACGGUGGCGAUUGGCCAACGAUCACCGAUAUGGUCCUCCAGAACCAACGCCUGGUUGUCUUUACAUCCAAAUCUGCAAGAGAAGCAUCUGAGGGUAUCGCUUACGAGUGGUCAUUCGUAGUAGAAACCCAAUAUGGAACUGAGGGUCAGGUUGCGGGUUCGUGUCAUAACCGGUCUGAAUCUUUGGCAAUGAACACGACAUCACGAUCACUUGUUCUUCAGAACUACUUCUCUACUAACCCUAAUGUGACCGGAGCUUGUAUCGAUAACUCCGGUUCACUGAUCUCGAUGAUGAAAACAUGCCAACAAGCCGCUGGCGGGCGGUGGCCGAACUUUAUUGCUGUUGAUUUCUACCAGAGGAGUGAUGGCGGAGGAGCACCAGAAGCCGUGGAUGUAGCCAAUGGUUAUCUGACAUGUGGAUGUCCGAACAUUGCAUAUUGCAGGAUGAAUGCACCGUUCGGGACAUGUGAUAUUCCAGUUCUUUCACCUCCGCCACCUGCGCAGGUACAGACAAGCCCAGACAGCCCAGACGGGUCAUUUGGAGGUUUCGGGGGCUUUGGUUUCGCGACACAUGCAUCGGCUCAACCACGGUGGUUUUAUUUGGCUAUUUUAACUACAUUGAUCAUGUUAUUAGUAAUGUAAAUUUAUGUAGCACCAAUAGCCUUUCUUUAGUCUCGAUUGAUUGUUAUGAUGCAUAGAGGUGCUUAUUAGUUUAAGUUAUUGUGUAUGAUAAUUUUUAAAUUAUAAAAUUAAAU
Molecule: messenger RNA, 1422 nt
Organism: Helianthus annuus (common sunflower)
Lineage: Eukaryota; Viridiplantae; Streptophyta; Magnoliopsida; Asterales; Asteraceae
Product: PI-PLC X domain-containing protein At5g67130
Exons: 7
Coding region: 56-1309 (417 amino acids)
Biological process (GO): lipid metabolic process
Molecular function (GO): phosphoric diester hydrolase activity
Source: RefSeq, a predicted model, not a curated record